AUGGCUUCAUCGUCAAGCAAAUACCAGCCUCUCUACCCGUCUGACAUGGCCAGCAACCAUGACUCGGACCAUGAAGAGGCUAGUAAUGGCGCUUUGUUCAUGCUGUAUCAGAGACGUCUCCAGAAGUACAUCAUAGCUAUUAUACUUCUUGUUCUUUCCAACGUGACCUUUGGCAGCUUCUUGUUGAUGGCCUGGACGCAAACGGCACAAACCAAUACUGUCGAUUGUGUGAGGCCUCGGCUGACAUACUCACCCGCCACAAGUGUCAUUCGUUAUGAGAAAAAGCGUCUAUGGCGGGACAUCGACGGGCCAAAUCCGUUUACUGGCAAGCCACGUCCGGAAUUUGACCAAGCAUGGCGGGAUAUCAUCGCUCCCAUCACUAUAAAAGUGUCUCGUGAGGAGCUUGCCCGAUUCAAUGAAGGCGACACCACCAUAGCGUUCAAGGAUGGCUCUGGGUACAUUGCUGAGAUGGGAGUGUAUCAUGAACUGCACUGCAUUAAACGGGUUAGACUCUAUCUACACCUAGAUCAUUAUUAUCCUAACAUGACAGACUCGGAUCGUGUUCGGGAAGAUGCACACAUAGACCAUUGCCUCGAGUAUUGGAGGCAAUCCGUCAUGUGUAGAGGUGAUACUACCCUUGGAACCUUCUUCUGGCGAGAUGGCAUACCCACUUCAAGAGUGUAUACAGACAAUGAAUGUGUCGAUUGGCAUGCAUUGGAUCACUGGGCCAGACAAAGAAUGGUCAACACGGCAGAUUAUUCCCAGUUUGUGAAAGAUGAUUAG
This is a messenger RNA of Pochonia chlamydosporia 170, 783 nucleotides long. RefSeq lists its product as hypothetical. Gene Ontology annotation, biological process: mycotoxin biosynthetic process. The coding region runs from base 1 to 783 and encodes 260 amino acids. The transcript is spliced from 5 exons. NCBI's taxonomy places the organism in Eukaryota, Fungi, Ascomycota, Sordariomycetes, Hypocreales, Clavicipitaceae. The record is from RefSeq and is a predicted model, not a curated record.